CCUGCAUACGUCAGAUUUGCCUCGAGUGUAUAAAAGGAGAUGGGGACUCCAAAAAGAAAGAAGAGCAACUACCUGUGAACUCACUGCUAGAUCUAAGGGUCUUUUAUGCACCGGGAGAGAUUACUACAACUUCUGAAGAUGUGGAAAGUUUUUGUAGUCUUGAUCCUGCACCUUUUACAAGUGUCAGCCUCAUGUCCAAAGGACUGCCGCUGUCCCUCUCACACCCCCAGAUGUGCAGCAGGAGUCAGUCUCAUGCUGGACGGCUGUGGAUGCUGUGAAGUCUGUGCACGGCAGCUCUUUGAAGACUGCAGCAGGACUCAGCCGUGUGAUCACACAAAGGGACUGGAGUGCAACUUCGGAGGAAAACACGGCUCUGCAAAGGGCAUUUGUCGAGCUAAAUCAGAUGGAAGAACAUGCGACUACAACAAUAGGAUUUACCAGAACGGUGAAAUCUUCCGUCCAAACUGCAAACACCAGUGCACUUGCAUGGACGGUGCUGUUGGAUGUGUCUCCCUCUGCUCACAUGAGCUCGUGUUGCCCAAAGAGGGCUGUGCCGAGCCCAGACGGGUUAAAGUCCCGGGACGGUGCUGCGAACAACUCAUCUGCCCUGAGGAUGCAAAGACUGAGAGCUCUGUGGGAAGGAAACACGUGAAAAAGCACAGCAAAGACAGACUGUCUGAAGAUGAGCUGACCAAACACAAUGAGUUGGCUGCUGUGUGGAGAGGAGAAUCAAAGUCUUUACCCGCUUUCAGGGGUCAUCCACUGCACCACAUGUUGGUCAGAGGAUUCAAUUGUGUGUCUCAAACCACAGCUUGGUCACCCUGCUCCAAAUCCUGUGGCACAGGACUGUCCACCCGAGUGACCAACAACAACCUCCAGUGUAAACUGGUUAAAGAGACACGGAUCUGUGAAGUACGCCCAUGCAACCAAAUCACUUUUAAGACAUUAAAGAAAGGUCAGACAUGUAACCACACUGAAAAGUCGAGACGUCCGACUAGAUUGUUCUUUGCAGGCUGCCGUAGCCUGAAAAAAUUCCGGCCGAAGUACUGUGGGUCCUGCUCAGAUUGGCGAUGCUGCAUGCCCCACCGAACCCAGACAUCGCCUGUAAGCUUCCGGUGCAAAAACGGAAAGAUCAUCAGCAGGAUGAUGAUGAUGAUCGAGUCCUGCAAGUGUGACCUCAACUGCUCUGCCAACAACAGAGGAGCAGCCAACAAAAUACUUUAAAUGAUAUUCACAAACUGCAAAUAUUAAGGAGAAAAGAAGUCCUGAAGAGUGCAGACUGAUAGAAACUGUGCACUUAGUUGGUGGCAGACGUCUGCAGGAUUGAUCUCCUGAAGUAUUUAGUUCAUAAUUUUGCUUCAUAGAAUUGGAGCUUUGUGGUUUUCUUCUUAUUGAAGCAGAUUUUUUU
This is a messenger RNA of Labrus bergylta (ballan wrasse), 1408 nucleotides long. RefSeq names its product CCN family member 1-like. Gene Ontology annotation, biological process: signal transduction; cell adhesion. Gene Ontology annotation, molecular function: heparin binding; integrin binding. NCBI's taxonomy places the organism in Eukaryota, Metazoa, Chordata, Actinopteri, Labriformes, Labridae. The record is from RefSeq and is a predicted model, not a curated record. Gene Ontology annotation, cellular component: extracellular matrix; extracellular region.